AUGUUCUAUACUCACGUGCUUAUGAGUAAACGAGGGCCAUUGGCCAAAAUAUGGCUUGCAGCUCACUGGGAGAAGAAACUCACAAAGGCCCAUGUGUUUGAGUGUAAUCUAGAGAUAACCAUUCAAAAAAUUAUUUCACCUAAGGUGAAAAUUGCACUCCGAACUUCAGGACACCUCCUUUUGGGAGUUGUUCGAAUCUACAACAGGAAGGCAAAAUACCUGUUGGCGGAUUGCAGUGAAGCAUUUCUUAAGAUGAAGAUGACAUUUCGCCCAGGACUGGUUGACCUCCCAAAAGAGAAUUUUGAGGCAGCUUACAACACUAUCACAUUACCAGAAGAAUUUCAUGAUUUUGACAUCUACAAUAUGAAUGAUAUUGAUAUUUCAGAGCCCCUUGCUCAGAACCAAAGUAGACCAGAGGAAAUCACACUUAGAGAAGAAUAUAGCAAUGAUCUACUUUUCCAAGCUGGGAGCUUUGGGGAUGAGCCUGAGCUCCUCAGAAGACAUAGCUUCUUUGAUGACAACGUAUUAAUGAACUCCAGUGGUCUUGCAGUUGAACAUAGUUCUGGAAGCAUCGCUGAGGAAAAAUCUUUGUUCUUUGACAAUGGAGAUGGAUUUGGAGAUGAAGGAGCUGCAGGGGAAAUGAUUGACAAUCUAUUGCAAGAUGAGAAUACCUUUUUAGAAGAUGCAUAUUCAAACAAAGAAGUUUCUCUGCCUCCUGAGCUUCCCAGUAGUAUAAUGGUAGAACCAGGUGAUUCAGAUGACCAAUAUAUACCUGAAGAUGAAAAAAUAAAUGAAAUAACAUUAGUACCAAAUGAAGAAGAUGGAUUUACUCUUGAGCCAAUUGAUAAUUUAGAUAUUGCUGAUAGAAGGAAAAGAAAAAAGAGGAGAUUGCUCAUAGAUCCAGUCAAGGAGAUAAGUAGCAAGACUAUGCAUAAGCAGCUCACCUCCUUUAUGGACACUCUCAUGGUGCUGGACCUCGCGCCCCCCACACAAAGAUUGAUGAUGUGGAAGAAGAGAGGAGGAGUGGAUACGCUCCUGUCAACCGCUACCCAAGAUUUGAUUAAUGAUGAAUUGAAAAUGUUGUUUGCAAAAUGCUUCCUGUCCUCUGACUAUAAACUUGCAAAAUUGACACAGAAGGAGUCAAUAAGGAAAGAAGUGGAAAACCAGCACAAUCCAGAACCCUCAGUCAUGGAAGAGUCAAGUUCCCACAGUGAGUUAGGUCAACCCCAAGAUUGGAAGGAUGUAACUCUUGAAUCUGUGGGUAGCUUUCAGGAGAACGUCAACAUGAAUAUUAACUCUGAGCAAGAUGUUCUCGAAAUGAUUUCUGCAGUCACUGAGGGAUCAUCUUCAGUGAAUGCCUCCUUGGCACAAGAAAACUGUCCAGCUGAACUGGAGUCAUCAGGCAGCAAACAAAAUACUGAGACAGAAAAAUGGAAUCAAAGAUUAUUUCAAACAUUAAAUGAGUUACGGGAACUCAACAAGAUGGGAAUGCAGUCCUUUAGCCUGGUAAAGCUAUGCAGAAAUAGUGACCGAAAACAGGCAGCUGCCAAAUUUUAUACUCUUCUCAUCCUGAAAAAGCAUCGGGCUAUUGAACUGAGCCAGAGUGUCCCCUAUGCAGAUAUUGUAGCUACAGUGGGACCAGUGUUCUAUACGAUGUGA
This is a messenger RNA of Grammomys surdaster, 1659 nucleotides long. RefSeq names its product RAD21 cohesin complex component like 1 (gene Rad21l1). The record is from RefSeq and is a predicted model, not a curated record. The transcript is spliced from 13 exons. Gene Ontology annotation, cellular component: cohesin complex; synaptonemal complex. Lineage: Eukaryota; Metazoa; Chordata; Mammalia; Rodentia; Muridae. Gene Ontology annotation, biological process: mitotic sister chromatid cohesion; synaptonemal complex assembly; replication-born double-strand break repair via sister chromatid exchange. The coding region runs from base 1 to 1659 and encodes 552 amino acids. Gene Ontology annotation, molecular function: chromatin binding; protein binding.